Molecule: messenger RNA, 2370 nt
Organism: Puntigrus tetrazona (Sumatra barb)
Lineage: Eukaryota; Metazoa; Chordata; Actinopteri; Cypriniformes; Cyprinidae
Gene: bcat1
Product: branched chain amino-acid transaminase 1, cytosolic
Exons: 11
Coding region: 413-1549 (378 amino acids)
Biological process (GO): L-valine biosynthetic process; L-leucine biosynthetic process
Cellular component (GO): mitochondrion
Molecular function (GO): branched-chain-amino-acid:2-oxoglutarate transaminase activity
Source: RefSeq, a predicted model, not a curated record
UUAUUUUUUUUUUCAUACUGUGUGAGUGAUUCAACCUGGUUAUAUUGAAAUAGAAUAUCUCCCAGCACUAGAGCGAAUUCACUCUAAAAGAAAAAAAAAGAACCUAAUGGACCGAGAGUUUAUCACAGCGUUAUCACAAUGGUCUGACAUUAUGAGCUCACGGUGAGUUUACACUUUCAGCUCACUGUGCCAUCACGUCAUAUGAGCACACAGUGAGCGCGCUGCGAGGUUACACUCGUAGAUCGCUGCGACCUCAAAGUGUAAACUGCUGUAAACAUUGCAAGUGUAAUGAAGGUCACUAAAUGGAGGUGUGCCUUUAAUUCAACCUAGCUGAUUGGUCACUAAAAACCAGCUCACUCACAUAUCAUUUCAUGCUUCGAGCCGCUUCAAGAUCAUUUCAGGACCGAACGUGAUGAUGUCCAAGUGGGUACUUGAAAAUAAUGAUGUGGCUGGCAAUGCCUCUAGCUUUAAGGCCGCAGACACGGUGAUACAGUUAGUACAGAACCAAAAGCCAAAACCUGAACCGAAUGGCCUGGUGUUUGGGACAGUCUUUACCGACCACAUGUUGACCAUUGAGUGGAGUCUUGAGGAAGGCUGGCAGGAGCCGCACAUCAAGCCUUUUGGGAACCUGUCCGUACACCCAGGCUGUUCUGCCCUGCAUUACGCUGUACAGCUCUUUGAGGGUAUGAAGGCGUACCGGGGCCCAGAUAACAAAGUGCGUCUUUUCAGACCCAUGAUAAACAUGAAGCGGAUGCUGAAGUCCGCCCACAGGGCCUGUCUGCCUAGUUUUGAUUGUGCAGAGUUACUGGAGUGCAUCAGGAAGCUGGUGGAGGUUGAUCAGGAUUGGGUUCCUCACUCAGACUCUGCCAGUUUGUACAUCCGUCCCACCUUCCUGGGCACAGAGCCCACCCUUGGUGUCAAGAAGCCCAACAAGGCAAUGCUUUUCGUCAUCCUCAGCCCUGUGGGCUCAUACUUCAGCACGGGUGCUAAACCAGUGUCUCUGUGGGCCGACUCCAAAUACAUCAGAGCUUGGAGAGGAGGUACAGGAGACUGCAAGAUGGGAGGGAACUAUGGCGCAUCUAUCUAUGCCCAGUAUGAGGCGGUGGAUUACGGCUGCCAGCAGGUUCUGUGGCUGUACGGGGACAACCAUCAGAUAACAGAGGUCGGCACCAUGAACCUUUUCGUUCACUGGAUCAAUGAGAAAGGAGAGGAGGAGCUUGCAACACCACCUCUAGAUGGCAUUAUUUUGCCGGGCGUUACACGACAAAGCAUCCUAGAACUUGCUCACAAAUGGGGUGAGUUCCAAGUAUCCGAGCGGUAUCUGACCAUGGCCGACCUGCGGCAGGCUCUGGAGGACAAGCGAGUGAAGGAGAUGUUUGGUUCUGGAACCGCUUGCGUUGUUAGUCCAGUUGGCAGGAUCUUGUAUCAGGGAGAGAAUCUACAUAUUCCAUGCGAAGGAGGUUUUCCUCCGCUUGCCUCCAGGCUGCUAAAAGAGCUCACAGAUAUUCAGUAUGGACGGACCCCCAGUGACUGGUCUUUGAUCGUAUAAAGACACCUCCACUGAGUCAACAUACACGAGCUCUUCAACACAUUUAAACAUGCACCAAAAAAGCUUUAUUUGUGGCUCCAUGGAAUAAUUGCUUGCCACGUUCAUGUAUGUUUUGUUUUAUACAAAUCUUACCAGCUAACUAAAUCCUAGUCUAGCAAUAAUAUGUUGCUCUUUAGCACACAGAACCACUCAGAUGCCUCCUCAUGGUCACAGCUUAUUUUAAUCACAGUUGGUGACCAGCUGUUUCAUUAACUACUUGAUAUUGCUGUUAUAUGAAGUACGUAUACUUAGGUACAACUUUCAGUGGAACUGUAACGUUAUUACUGAUGCUGGUAAUAAUAUGCACAAGCUCAUAAACCUAUGAAAGACAUUUAUAGAUAUUUAACGUAGUAGGUUGUUGUGGGUAGAACUUUAUUUUUAAAAACUUUUUUAACCUGUGCAGUUUAAUGUUAGAACGUUUUAAAAGAACGUGUUAAAGUUUAUGUGUAAGAUCUAAAAAAUGUUGUAACGUCUACCUUCAGCUGAUUAAUAGUGGUUUUGAGAUGUUUGUUUUUCCAAUCCAAGCGCACAACCUUUUUGCACCCAAAGGGAACCUAAAAAUAUAUUUGUUUAAAGAUGUUUGUACGAAUGAACCAUCCUUUCUUGUAGACGUUUGUUGCUAGGAAUAAAGUUAUAACAGUUACAAAAGCACAAAUAAAUAUUAGAAAUUUAGACAUAUGUAAUACUAUUAUUGUCAAUUGCCAAAGUAUUUUAGUGAUGUUCUAAAUAUUUUGUGAUGUGAUUUAUGAAAUUAUAAUAAAUGUAAAAAACAAUAUAUCAUA